Molecule: messenger RNA, 479 nt
Organism: Drosophila persimilis
Lineage: Eukaryota; Metazoa; Arthropoda; Insecta; Diptera; Drosophilidae
Product: trypsin inhibitor
Exons: 2
Coding region: 87-341 (84 amino acids)
Molecular function (GO): serine-type endopeptidase inhibitor activity
Source: RefSeq, a predicted model, not a curated record
CGUUAAACCUGGGGCUUCGUUACAGCACCGCCGUAUCCAACAGUGUAAAUAGGCUAGGAGGAAAAACAGGAACUGCAACCACAAUCAUGAAAUCAUCCGGCUGGCUGUCUCUUUUCCUGGUGCUCUCCCUUCUGGCUGGAGCCAGGGCCUACAAUGCAAAGAAGUGCGAUGACACACCGACCGAGACUGGGCCGUGCAAGGGGGAAUUCGAGAUGUGGCGCUUCGACAGGGUCAACCGGCAGUGCGAGUCCUUUAUCUUCGGCGGCUGUCAAGCAACCAACAACUUUUUCGAGUCCGGAAUGCACUGUGUUUUAAACUGCCUGAAACAUCACGAAUUCUAAGUAUAAAUACCAAUAUUUAUGGCCCGUUGAUGUCUGAUGUCUGUAAUCCCCCGAAACAUUCCUACAGCUCUGCAAAAAAAAAGUUUCCAUCUGAGAUUUGCAAUUUAACAACAAAGUUGAAUGGAGUAAAAGGGCGGU